UCAGAAGCAGAGAAGGAGAUGCAAGGCUGGGAGCCUCGGAGGAAGCGCCAAAACGGAGGUGAGGAACAUAAUAAUUACCAAAAAGAGGUGCAGAGUCCAGGAGCGACGUUCCCCUCGGUUCGCCUGGCCCUGGCACCGCUGGCACGGGCUCCCUGGAAAGCUGCAGUUCCGCUCUUAUAACACAGGGAGCAGGCUGGAGAAUUUAGAGCUGCGUCACAGAGCUCAGCGAGAGAGUGAGAGAGCAAGCUCUGUCGAUAGGUCUUACCAGCAACAGCCCUGCUGCUGCAGCAAGAGGGGAGAGAGGCAGCAAGAGAGGCACAGAGGGCUCCAGAAACAGAAGUGCCACCAAACACCGGGGACUGGGCUCCUGCCACCAUCCAGCGUCAUUUAAAGACGGGAUUUGGGCUCGGUUGGCGUAGGAGGUUUCACCCAUUGACGAUGCUGGAGACCCGGCGCGCUUAAUCCCGCGGGAAGGGAGAGUGGGCAGACGCCGAAAGGGUUAACGGAAAGGAAAUUUCUGGAACCUUCUAUUCUGCGGCGCUCCGCGGCGAGCGGAGGGCUGGGGACUGCGCAGAUGGUGCACGGGCAGCAGCUCUUCGGUCCGGUUCGUCUUUCCCACCGACCAGCAAUGAAGAUGGUAACUCUGCCUGGAAGUGCUGAGGACACAACCAGCUUUGAGCUUGGUCCUUCUGGCCGAGGAAGUCUCCCGGUUAUGCAGUGGAGCGGUCACCACUUGUGCUGUCCCACACCUGGCCUUGCUCUGACUUGUUCCUUCACCGACCAUGCGUUGAGCUCAGAUCUUCUCCGUGUGAAAUGGGAGUAUUUUCUCCAGGGGAGACCAGAGGCUGAUGAACCCGGACUGUUCAGAACGACCCACGGAGCAGAAGAGCAUUUGAUUCAAAUGGAUCAUUCCAAGUGCGGAACGGAUCGUGCCUGAGGACCAUCAAAAACCAAAACCAGAACAGUUACAGGAGUCCUCACCGAUUUGGACGCUACGUCAGGAGCACCCAUAUAAUUUAUUUUAAAUACAGUGUGUUGUUUAGUAAAUAUUUUAUAACCAGAAGCGGAAUUUAGUUUGUGAGGAUUUUCAUUCUGUAGCCUGCUAACAGCAGAUUUACAAUACUGAGACAUAUUAGGAUUAAAAUUCAGAAGUACAGCCAUAUAUAUGUGUUUCAAGUUCUUGAGUAACUCCUGUUUUUCCUUAUAGAAAAACCCCAUGCCAAACUGCUGCUCUAUUACUCUACAUCUCUAAGGAGCUCCAGACACCAUAUAAAAAACUCCUGGCUUAAUAGCGUGUCCACAUACCAGCCCAUUAAUUUCUCUUAUUGCUGUUAUGUGCAAAAGGUAAGACUGGACAUAAGAACUCUGGUCUAUUCUACCUCGAUUCAUUUUUCUCUCUCCAAAAAUAAGCCCAACUAACCCAGAAAACUAAUCCUAUAUCAGUUAGAAACGUCUUACUUCAGAGGUAAAGAGGAUAUUCCUUAAUCCUUACAUUAUUCUGGAAGAAAAGCCAAGCUUAAUUUUCAUAUGCGCCAUCUCAAGCUUAUAAAAAAUACUGAAGUGACUUGUUCUUUAAAAGUAAAUAAAAUCAAGACUAUGCGUUUGAAAAGACCUUUGCAUUAAGUUACAACAAGAGAUGGAACAUUUCAGCCAUCACCACCUCAGAAUUCGUGCAAUGGAGAAAAGCGACAGGAAUGAAGAGGCUCAUUUAUGAAAGUAUUUGUAGUUCAAAUUCUGAUUGUUAAGGUAAUAACAACAAAAUACUGACAAGGAACAGCCCAACUAAGCUGUUCCAUCUUAAAUCUGUCCUGUUGUAACCAGGUUUGAAGAGGCAGGUGUUUGAAAGAGCUAAUUUGACCUUACACAAGUGCGGGAGAAACUUUAACUACGACCAAAUGCAUUUGACUGCUGGACUCAGCACUAGUUUAAAAAUACAGAACAGGAAUCAGUUCCAAACAAGCUACUAUAUUUUUACCCUUUUUAGGGCUAAAAACCUGCACAUUUGAGAAAGAAAUCUCCUUUUUCUAAAAAGGUUUUAAAAGGAACACCUUGUUUGCACCUUCAUUUAUUUAUUUUUCUUCUAGAAAGCUGAAAACACAGCUGAAUCAGUAAUUGAGAGAGAUGUAAUCUGGUUUUCUCUCAAGGGAUGCAUGUUACCUUUCUAAUUCUAGUGUCCAUGUAACACGGCAAAGGUGGUUUCCAGCUCAAACAGUCUUCUAAUUAUAGGGAAUUACACUAUUAGCUAACAAUCAAGUCUUGCCAAGUCUUGGGAAACAGGAAAGAUGCCUGAGGACUGGAGGAAAGCAAAUGUCACUCCAGUCUUCAAGAAGGGCAAGAAAGAGGACCCGGGGAAUUAUAGACCGGUCAACCUCACCUCCAACCCUGGGCAACUGAUGGAACAACUUCUCCUUGGUGCCAUCUCAACGCAUAUCAGGGAGAAGAGGGUCAUUAGGGACAGUCAGCAUGGCUUCACCAAGGGGAAGUCAUGCUUGACCAACCUCAUUGACUUUUAUGAGGACAUAACAAGAUGGAUGGAUGAUGGCAGAGUGGUGGACGUGAUCUACCUUGACUUGAGUAAGGCAUUUGACACAGUCUCCCACAGCAUCCUCACAGCUAAACUGAGGGAGUGUGGUCUGGACAAUUGGAUAGUGAGGUGGACUGCGAACUGGCUGAAGGGAAGAAGCCAGAGAGUCGUGGUCAAUGGGGCGGAGUCCAGUUGAGGCCUGUAUCCAGUGCAGUGCCUCAGGGGGCAGUGCUGGGGCCUGUAUUAUUCAAUAUAUUCAUCAAUGAUUUGGAUGAGGGAAUAGAGUGUACUAUCAGCAAGUUUGCUGAUGACACCAAGCUGGGAGGAGUGGCUGACACUGGAAGCUGUGCUGCCAUCAGAGACCUGGACAGCCCGGAGAGUUGGGCGGGGAAAAA
Columba livia (rock pigeon) is the source of this 2919-nucleotide messenger RNA. RefSeq lists its product as uncharacterized. Lineage: Eukaryota; Metazoa; Chordata; Aves; Columbiformes; Columbidae. The coding region runs from base 575 to 937 and encodes 120 amino acids. The transcript is spliced from 4 exons. The record is from RefSeq and is a predicted model, not a curated record.